CACACGUGUUUACUACGGACUUAUUCAACGUGGAGAUAUCAACUUCAACACCGGAGAUAGGACACAAAAAAAAAUAAUUGGAAAUUUUCCCAAAUUGUAAAGUUCUUAAAUGUAUUCAAGUCAAAUGCACAGCAAAUACUAACGGUGAACAGGACAUUCAGCUGAUAUACAAAGGUAGAGAGAUGUUCAACUAUUUAAACUGAAAGUUGAUGAUAACUUCAGCAAUGAGUGAUUCAGCACCAGUGCUUGAUCAUAUUCCCCUUCCUCAUACAGCAAUCCUGUCACCUCAGGAGGGAAAGUCAGGCGCACACAACACCUCAGUCACAGGCAAGAGAAAAUCUAGCAAACACAAUGACAGCAGUGAUGAAAAAGAGUCUAAGAAAAAACAUAAAAAAUCAAAGAAGAAAGACAAGCAUAAAGACAAAGAGAAAGAAAAAAGUAAAGAGAAAAAGAAAGAGAAAAAACACACUUCUGAACCAGAGUUGACAGCAAUAGAAAAGUUUAAUAUGUUUAAAAAACAAAGAGAGGCUGGUAAAGGAGAUGAUAAAAUUGUUGAUGAUCUCUUUAAAGACUUCAUUGCAUCAAAACUGAAGCAAAUUGAAAGUGAUAAUAUUAAAAGUAAAGACAAAAAAAGUAAAUCCAAAAAGGAUAAGGAUAAAAAGGUGAGUUCGGUGGAUGAAAUGAAUAAAUUUCUUGAUAAUGAAAUAAGUAACAUUGCACUGCCUACUGUAUCAAAAGACACAACAGAAAAGCCAGCUAGUCCACCAGACAAGGUAAAGUCUGUUGCUAAACCAACAAGUGUACCAGAUAACUUAAAAUCAGUAGGUAAUAUGAAGUCUGUCCUACCUGGUAGAAAACUAAGUGUAAUUGAUAACCCAACAACUCUAGGAAGCCUUUUAAAACUUGAUAAAAGGAAAGAAAACAUAAAUGCCAAUAAAACGUGUGUUAACAAAGGACCAGUUAUAGGAAAUGAUAUACCACUAAGGAAGGAAAAAGACUUCCCAAAAUCUAGUCAGCCGAUUCCAGAUAGUGCUAUUCCACUGCCUACUGGGAGUGCUAUUCCACUGCCUACUGGGCCAGGUCCAACUCAAGAAGGCCCGAGGUCUGCUUUACCUGACAAGGAAGUAGAUGAUACAAGUACUCAGAAAGACAAAACAGAAAAAGCUCUGCCUGUAUUUGGACCUAUGUUACCAAGGUCCAUAGCUAUUGGUGAAAAACCAGAUAAUGCAGAAGAACAGAAAAUUGAGGUUAAGAAACCGCUUGGUUUCAAGAACUUUGGGAUAAAGCUGAGUGCUACUAGUGCUGAACUUAUACAGUCAGGAGAGGUACACAAGAAAGGAAAAAGACUCGAGGAAGGUGAGGUUUUAUCCUCAUCUUCUGAAGGUAGUGACAGUUCAGACUCUGAACCAGAUGCUGAUGAUGAUGGGGAUGAUGAUAAUGAAGUCUCAGGAACUGGAUCAAUCAGUGACUCAGAAGGAGAAUCAAAAUCUGGAUUGAAGUCGAAAAAGAAGAAGAAGAAAAAGAAGAAAGCAAAACAUAAAAAGAAGAAAAAACAUAAAGAAAAAGAUAAGGACAAAGAGAAAGAUGGGGUUGUAGUUGUUGGGAAGGAAAAACCAGGGUCAAAAAGAAAGGUCUCAAUUACUCCACGUUCAAGGUCAAGAUCUCCAAAAAAGUCACGAAGGUCAAGGUCACAUUCUUAUUCAAGAGAUAGGUCAAGAAGGCGGUCACGCUCUAGAUCUCGAGAUAGAGGAAGUUCACGCAGAUCUAGGUCAAGGUCCAGAGGCCGAAGGUCAAGAUCUCGGGGAAGAAGAUCAAGGUCAAGAGGGCGGAGAUCAAGGUCCAGAAGUAAAAGCCCUGACAGAUUCUGGAGAAGUAAAUAUGGUGACUUUGAUGCCUACAGAUUUCUUAAAGGAAAACGUGACAGAUCACGUAGUCGAUCACCUGACAGAGAGCGAGACAGGUUCAUUGAGAAGGAAAAGAAAAGAUUGGAAGAUCUACGUCUAAGAAUUGAUAAAGCCAAACUCAGGGAAAUUGCAAUUAAAAAUGCAGUAUCUAAUGCAAGAUCAGGAGGACCUCAGCUAGAUGUGGCAAUAAAAUCUGGGGGAAAAUCAGUGGAGGAAUUAACAGAGUACUGUAAGAAAAUACAAGAGAAAGAAAUACUGAAGAAGAAAUCAAGAAAUGAGUUUGAGAGUUCAUCUGACGAAGAGCCAUCGAGAAAUUCUGAGGAUGAAGACAUGUUGCACCAUCCAUUCCUUGUAAAAGAACCAGGUUCUAUUAUUGUUGAUAUCAAGAAUUCUAAACAGCUGCCUGUUGUCUCACCACAAGAGAGAAUAACCCAGAAUGCACAACUGCGAAUUACCUAUCCUGUGUCUAGUGGUUCCCAGCACAGAGACAAAGAAUGGGUACCAGUUGAACCAGACCCUGUUCCCCAACCAAAGCCAAAAACAAACACAGUGGGUGGAGUACCAGCGUUGAUGCCACCUCCAGCACCACCCAAACCCAAACCAGAUAUUAAAGUAUUUGAGGAACCACCAGAACAGCCAGUGGAUAUAAGCUCGAUUGUAUCAGAGAGACUCGAUGCAAUGAAGAAGUUACAGGAGAAUCCAAAUGAUACCUGCGCUAAAAUUAUACUUUCCAAGGCACAGGAACGGGCAAGUAUGUGGGCUGCAUCUAAGAAUUUACCAGGCCAGUUUAUAGGAAGUACAGGGGCCAAUAUUCUUUCACAAGAAGAGUUGAUGGGCAACAAGAAGCGUCAGGCUUGGCUUAAAAAGAAAAGAAGAUUAGAAAUAUUGAGCCAAAGAAAGUUUAAACAGAAAUUUUCUACAGAAGUUGUGAAAAAGAUUCUCAUCAAGAGCCUUAAUUUACAGAGAAAGGAUGUGUUCACAAGUGCUGCCCCAGUGACUGGGGGGAUCGGUAUGUUCCUGCUACAGAAAAUGGGCUGGAAACAUGGCGAGGGCCUCGGCAAAAAUAAUGAGGGAACUAAGGAACCACUGAUGUUGGAUUUCAAAGUGGACAGGAAGGGUCUGGUUACAGAAGGGGAAGGAAAGAAAGUAACUCAGCCAAAACUACCUAGGGUAAAAGAUUUAUCAGGUAAACACCCAGUUUCUGCGCUAGGAGAAUUGUGUAACAAGAAGCAUUGGGGUCCUCCACAUUACGAGUUGGUACAUGAAAGCGGACCUGCUCAUAAAAAAGAUUUUCUCUUCAAGGUUAGAGUGAAUGGUGUAGACUAUCAACCUUCAGUUGCCAGUAAUAACAAGAAAUUGGCUAAAGCACAGUCAGCUACAGUAUGUCUACAAGAAUUAGGACUUGUACCAAGAACUAUUGCAGCUUCUUGAUAUACAUGAUACAGAUACAUCAACCAUUGUUCCAAGCACGUGAACUUGUAUCAAGCAUUGCUAUCAUUCUAGCUGUCGUAGUGUUUGAUAGAACCCCAUACCUGCUUCUGAGUUCGUCUGUGUUGUACAUGAAACACUGUUGAGAAGAAUACUCUGUGUAACUUUAUGUUAAAGGCUUUGCUUCUUGUCUUUUCAGCUUGUAUUCGGGAGUGCUUGUACAUAAUGAAACAAAAUAUCAAAUUCAUUGUUUCGAGAAACUAAACCCUGCACAGUAACUAAGUAGCAAAUUCUGAACAUACAUCUGUUAAAUUAAGUUCAGUUAUACUGGUAGCUGUAUAAAAAAGUUUGAAGGAUAUGAAAUGCCAAAAAGCAUUGGUUCAUUAUGAACCAAGUUGGGAGACUUUUGUUUGAAAUAGAAACAGAAAGUAGAAUAUGAUUAAAAAAUAUGGGAAAAAAUGUUCAUUUUAAAAAAACAGUUGUGAUUAAAAGUCUUGUUUUAGAAAGGAAGAACUUAGAUUGUUCAGCAAUGCAGUCUUUUUUGGUGAUUUUAUAGUGUCUUUUUUUACAAUAUUAUUAUAUGGCAAAAAAAUGUUUAUAACACCUGUACUGAGCAAGAACUGAUUGUGAGUAAAUGUCAUGAAGCAUUACUGUUGGUAAAUGUACAGUAAUAUUUGUAGUAAGUAAAUAAAAUGUAUUAAAGUGUGAUAAUUGUAAAUGUAUUAAAUGAAGUGGUGUGUUCCUGUAUGUAUAAUUAAGUACUGAAGACUAAAUGUACAGCAUUACAUUUGUAAUUGUGCUUUUUAAAAUCAUUCCAUUAAUCAUAAGUUUUUCAGCAAUAAAAUUUCAGAAUAUUCCUUUUCAUAGAAAACAGACGCUUUAAAAAACACACACAUUUGCUAUAACUUUUGUACAAAUUUUUGUUACAUAUAUUUUUUACAGGAAACUUAACCAAUAUAAGAAAAAAAUAAUCUUCAGAAUUAUGUUAAUUCUGUCAUUAAAUUUUGUUAAAUAAUAUUAAUGUCAUAUUGUAAGUCUCUUUGUCUAAUGGAAUCAAAAGUAUGUGAAUGUUAGGUCAUACCUACUGAGUGUAUUCAUAGGCAACCAACUGGCAACAUGGUUAUAAAACUGGGUUUGGAGAAAGUCUUGUCAUGGAAUCUUGCCAUUUGAAUAUUUCAAGAUUAGGGACAUACAAUCAUGUCAUCCAGUUCUAUAUCUAUAAUGUAAGCUUAGUAUGUCCUUGCAAUAUGCCAGUAAAAAAAUUGGUUGUGAGUUCUGAUUUUUUUUUGCCAGACAUAUUUGAAUUUUUUUUCUUCAAAGCAAGUCACUGUAAUUGCAGUCUAAGGGAAAAUCACAAUUUUGAUGACAUACCCUUCUAGAAAAAAUGUAGAAUGAAAUGAAUUUACUCCCAGUUUUGAAUUGAUAUGUUUUUUGGAAUGGUAAAAAAAUGUAUAUGUAAGCUUAUUUCUUAGAUAAUAGAGAUCUGAUUUUAGCACAUUUGAUUUUUUUCAUACGUCAACUUUCUUGCUAGGGUAUUGAAGCUGUAGCAAAAUCUUAACAUUGCCAGUUUUAUCAAUUAAUACACUGGUUGCCAUUUAUGAAAUCAUGGGCAUUUCUCUAUGCUGGAUCUUGGCACCUGUUCACAAAACAUUUUCAGUCUCAGUUGAGUUUGAUAAUGAAACUUCAUUUGUAUCUAAAUAUGUUUAAAACUUAAUUUUCAAAUUAAUAACUAUUUUCAAGUGGCUAUUCAGUAUUGAUGGUCAGUCUCAGUUUGGAUUUAACCUCGAGGUUUUCGUAAAAUUGAACUCAAACUCAGCGGAGACCGAAAAAUAUUUUGUGAACACUGGGCAUUAUUAUAUAUAAUUAAGGACAUUACAUGACAUCCAGUUUAUCAAACAUACAGAACUACCUAAAAAUGAGAAGUUUGUUUCUGAAUUUUGGUUUAUGCAAUACAAGUGUGAGUGGAGUUUGCGUAAUACAGUGAUAAUUAUAAAUUUUACUAGUAUAGAAAGAUUCUGUUUCAACAAAGUUCAUUUAGACUGAACAUAUAUCCUCGUAAAUCUGAAUUAAAGCGUGAUACUUGUUCUCUCAUUGCUGUAACAUUUAUAUUUGAAACUGUGUAUCACGUUGUACUUUGAUUUACAUGUUAUCUUGUUGUAUUACAUUAGUGAUUAAGAUAUUGUAAUCAAACUUUGCUGUCACAGUAAGGAUAAGGAGUUGUUGCAUUUCAGUAAUAAAUUGUUACAUUAUAAAGAA
Molecule: messenger RNA, 5588 nt
Organism: Mercenaria mercenaria
Lineage: Eukaryota; Metazoa; Mollusca; Bivalvia; Venerida; Veneridae
Product: protein Son-like
Exons: 15
Coding region: 210-3335 (1041 amino acids)
Biological process (GO): regulation of cell cycle; regulation of mRNA splicing, via spliceosome
Molecular function (GO): RNA binding
Source: RefSeq, a predicted model, not a curated record